CAUUGCAAGUUGAUUUUCCUUUGAUUUAUUGUUUCUCUUCUCGAACGUUAUCGGUGAUUAGAUUUAGUACAUGUUUGGCGUGCAGAUGGAUUAGUUUGGCGGUUCAGGCGCUGUGGAUGUUCUCUUGCUUAAACCCUUGCCAGAGUUUGUUUCCUUUGUUGUUUGAUGCACCGGGAGAGUUUGAAGAGUUUUUGGGUGGUCCCUUGUGGGUUUUACGAUUGCAGACUUGUAGAACAGAAUGGGCGAUCUGGGCAUUGAGGCGCGGAAGCCGCUCCUAGGUUUGUCUACGUCGCUUGAGGGCAAAAGGAGGAGCAAGAAGAAAGUGCUCGAGAAUGAAGGUGAAAUACAAAGGAGUGAAUGCCUCAGAUCUCUGAGGGAUAUUUCCCUUGCACUUGCUGAGAUGCCUGCACGUGGUGAUCUAACAGGUGAUGUCUGUCACUCGGCAGAUGGUUACCAUCUCAAUGUUAAAGUAUAUGAGAAGCUGCUAUUUAGUGUUUUUGACAUACUGGACAAGGGCAAACUUGGAAGUAGGAGAUUCUUGAACUCUUGAAAUCAAUCUGGCAAAUUCUAGGAAUCACAAGGACUAUCCAUGGUAUAUGCUAUGUUUGGGUCUUAUUUCAGCAGUUUAUCAUAACUGGUGAACAACGGCUUCUACAACAUGCCACUGAAAUGCUAAGAAAGAUUCCACUAAAAUAACAGCGAAGUAUGCAGGAAAAGUUAUAUUUGAAAGGCCUCU
Molecule: messenger RNA, 736 nt
Organism: Nymphaea colorata (pocket water lily)
Lineage: Eukaryota; Viridiplantae; Streptophyta; Magnoliopsida; Nymphaeales; Nymphaeaceae
Product: protein unc-13 homolog
Exons: 4
Coding region: 239-550 (103 amino acids)
Source: RefSeq, a predicted model, not a curated record